GCUGGCUUGACUGCCCACCAAACUGCCGGCCCUUCUUGAUGUUCUGAGCCAUGGAUGCCAUUGACAGCGACACUCUUCAGGUCGUGGGGUUGUCCUUGGUCGCUGGAUGGGGGGUAUGGCAGGUGGGGUCAUGGACUAUCUCCUGCUGCUGCAACUGCUGUAGGAAGCAACCAACUCCUCCUGCGCCAGCCAGAGUGGUGUCCGUUCAGGUGGAGGGCCAACCUAUGUCCGUGGACUACCUGGUUCGGUCCAAGGAGAAAGGAACAGUCUACGCACUUUGGUUGAUGUUGGGCUUGUUUGGGGGCCAUCACUUCUACCUGGAUCGCCUGCUGCAUGGCUGCGUCGCGGUUGUGACACUGAACUUUCUGGGCCUGGGCUGGCUCGUGGAUUUGUUCUGGCUGCCGUACUACACCAGAUCCUGCAACAGCAGAGUUCCGGCGGAGGUGGCCGUGAAAGAUGGAAGCUGUUCCAGGCUUUGUUGCUGCAUGCCAAUGGUAGGGCUGGUGGUGGUGGGUGGUUUUCUUUUCGUAAUCUUUGGAAUGCCAACGGCAUUGCACAAUACGGGGGUCAUCGACCUCGAACGGAAGCUGGCAGGAACGGCUGGCAACCCCUAUGUAAUUCUUGACAUCGACAAGUACGCGUCUUCAGAUGAAGUCUGGAAGGCGUACACCCUCCAGUCACGGGAAGUGGAGAGCUCCAAGGAGUGCAAAGUGGGGGCGUCCAAAAGCGAGAGCAAGGUGUGCAGAAUGAAGAAGAAGGACUUGAAGAAGGCUGCGGAAUUCAUCACCGGCGCCAGCAGCGAGGCAACCCAGGCUUCGCGGGCGAAGCGGAAGAAGAAGAAAAGGUCUUCCGGAGACGAUGAUCAUGACGAGUUCGACAUUUGGUUUGAACGCAGGAGGGAAGAGUGGAGUGCAUUGGUGGAUGAGGUGAGGGAAAGCAGCACUCGCUGGUUCAGCUCCGAGAAGGCGGGUGAUGAGUUGUAGCCUUUCACCUGUCACUGCCUUCAGAAGACUGUCGGCGGC
Effrenium voratum is the source of this 1022-nucleotide messenger RNA. Lineage: Eukaryota; Dinophyceae; Suessiales; Symbiodiniaceae. The record is from the annotation of a GenBank genome assembly.